This is a messenger RNA of Mucor mucedo, 2599 nucleotides long. RefSeq lists its product as uncharacterized. The record is from RefSeq and is a predicted model, not a curated record. The transcript is spliced from 8 exons. The coding region runs from base 84 to 2255 and encodes 723 amino acids. Gene Ontology annotation, biological process: lipid metabolic process. NCBI's taxonomy places the organism in Eukaryota, Fungi, Mucoromycota, Mucoromycetes, Mucorales, Mucoraceae.
UCAUACUUGUGACUGGAAUUCCUCUCCACAAAAAACGCAUGACACAAGAAUUCCAUUGUUUAUACUGGUUUUUCUUCUAAUAAAUGACUAGCAAUUCUUCUGAAUCAGUUGACCUGACAAAACCUCUAGACGAUGGCAAACUAAUCAUUCAAGUCAUGUCUUGCUUUUUAAAUGUCAAGGUUCAAAGACCCUAUGUCAUCAUUACACUAGGAGAACAGCGUCAUCAAACUUCUAUAUCAGAAUCUCGACAAUGGAAUGAAAGUUUUGAAUUUACCGUGACUUUCCACGCCCAAUUAUUCGGCACGAUCCAAUUAGACUUGUACGACAGUUAUACUAUCUAUCCUGAUAAACAUGUAGGAAGAGCAGAAAUUCGUUUAAGGACCCUGGAACUGAUGCCAGAGACUUUUGAUAGUUAUUACGAAAUCUGGGACAAAAAAUUAUCCACAGGUGCCAGUUCUAGCAUCGGAAGAGAAAGAGCCGCCGUCAAUAACAUGGGCGCCUUACAGGCUAGAAUAUCCUACCGGUACAAGACCUCCUCUUCAAACGAUCCUCAGCAGGAUCUCGGAAAAAUUGCUCGGACUCGUACGACCACUAUCCCGCAAGGCGCGACAGACUUACUGUCCCAAGAGCAAUUGGAUGCUGAAUUUAAGAGACAUUUGCAGUUUCAACGCGAACGCAAAAAAUCAGAGAAAAGGUUCAAAAAAUAUGAGGAGAAUCAGGGUUUGGAUUAUCCGGACGAUAGCGGAGAAGAGGAAGACCUGACCGGUUCCUUAAUCACGAUUAGUCGACGUAGAGCGGAUCUAGUCAAUUACGGUCACGUCAGUUCCGACGACGAAGAUGAAUUUGGCGAGAUGGUGGCAGCACCACUAUCACCACAAAUUCUAGAAAGUAAAAAAAUAUCAGAACCUACCUCUUCUUGGUCCGGUGCCUCUGAUACGAGUCAAGUGAUUAAGACCAUUUCCAAGCUACUUGCCACAUUUAAUCAAGGAUUUGAAUUAACCAAUGUACAGGUUUUGACAGGCUUCUCUGUACUGGAAAAGUUUUAUACUGAUUUGCCAAGAGAAAGAACAUGGGACUUGGUAGGUCAAUUAUCAGAGAUUGAUAUGGCAGCCAGAUACUGGAAGUUUUCAAUUGCUUCUUACGGUUGGAAAGGGCUGAAUUUUAUUGGUCAAGGCAAUGGCAUCUUUUCUGAUGCCAUGCGUGAACACUCUGACGCAAAAUCCAUCAUUGAAUACUUGAUCAUACCAAAAGAAGAUUUACUGGCCUACGAAUUUCGAUCAGCAGAAGCAUUUAGGCCAAGUUACUUUAUUGCAAGAGACCGGUUUACGAAUUCUAUUGUCUUGUCGAUUCGAGGAACCAUGAGUAUCAUGGAUACAUUGACAGAUUUGGUUUGUGAAUACGAACCUUGGAAAGGUGGAUUUGUACAUAGCGGCAUGAAGAACUCUGCAAUGUGGUUUUUCCGGAACGUCGUUCCACAAUUGAUUGCUUAUUCCAAUGAACAUUCAGCUACAGCACUUACCAUUGUCGGUCAUAGUAUGGGCGCAUCCACCGCCGCUAUUUUAACGAUCAUCUUGACCGAUUAUAUUGAGGAAUUCAGGCAAAAGGACAAGGGUUUUAAAUUACAGUGCUUUGGUUAUGCGCCUGCUUGUGGCCUUAGCCUUGAUUUAGCAGAGAAAUACAGCGAUAUAAUUCAAUCGUUUGUGUUUGCUGAUGAUGUGGUAAGUAAACUUAGUUAUGGAUCGAUGAUGGGCGUCAAAGAAAUGAUCAUUGCAAGUACAGAAGCAGUGCAGGAUAUGGGCCUAGGGGAAAUUAUAUGGUCUGGUGAUUUGGAAGGGGAGAAAUGGCAGACAGCAUUCAAACAGAUUGCAGAAGUUCGGAAACGGUGUUUAGACACUAUGGAUGAGAAUCCUAGAUUGUAUGUAGCUGGGAAAGUAUACCAAUUUUGGCUGGAUCCAACUCCAGCGAAUGAAUCACGUAUUGUGGUAGAAAAGACAACAGCAGAAAGAGUGUGUAGCGAACUUGUUGUAAAAAAAUCCAUCAUUAUGGACCAUUUACCUACUAAUUUUGAUGUGGCGUUCCGUCGAGCCCGGGAGACACUAAUGUUGGAAGGAAAUAAAUCGGGUGUUUUGGAUCCUCAUCCUCAGCAAGCGUCACAUCAAUCUAAAUUCGACAAAGUGGCAGAAAUGGGUUUGAAAGAAACAACAGACAGAACGGGUGGAGAAGGGAAUGUUCUCGGCGGCAAAGCAUCUCGUUAAAUAUAGUGCAUGUAUGUCACACGUGCUCCCACUACCAUUGCUUUGUACUACUUUAAUAUAACAGUUUUCUUAUUAAAACUUUCUAAUGACAGGUUCAUAUCUGUCUUAAUCAACCAUGUCGAUUUAUUUCAAAUCCCAACAAACUAAUUUCCUUGUGUAAGACUGAUGGUUUUGCCACUGAAUCGCUGGGUUCUCGUAUUUCAGCUAUACAUUGUGCAAUAAAAAGAAUGCAUUCUCGUUAAUGUUAGCUUGGCUUGAUACAGAUGCCUUCGUACGUUCGAUUAGAAGUUUGCUUUGUUCUCUUGUUAGCGCAAAACUUUUAUCGAUAUGGCCUUCGUUUUUUU